CACAGAAUUCAUCAGGCAACUGAGCUAUGUACUUGGACAACAAAGAUGACAGCGCCAUGUCUAGAAAAGUAGAUAUGGAGCUGACCCAGGCCCCUAUCCCACACCACGUGGACUUGCUCGGAGGUGUAGCAGCAGAACCGAUUCCGAACAAUUUCAGUGAGCUGGAGCUGUUAAAGGAGAUGAUGGUUGUUCAGGGAGAACCACACAAGCCCUACCCAAGCAGUGCUCCGGAACAGGAAUGUUGCAUUACCCUGGGGAAAGAUUUCAGCCCACUCUCCAUGCAGGGAAGGUAUCACAUCUCUUUGCCCAAAUUCUUCAGCACAAGAUCCAAAGAUAAUUGCUUUACGGAGAGGACGCCUCUGCUGAAAGUUUCCCCAGAAGAAAAUGGGUUAAGAUGCAUGGCUGUUCAUAACACAGAUUUCACCACAGAUGAUGACUCUUGGGAAAACAGCUCUGCUGAGUUUGAGCAAAGGUCCCAUCUGGGAAGUGAAAUGCCCAGCUUGUCCAGAUCUGCUUCCUCCUCAGAGAAAUGUGAAAUGUUGGACAACUUCCAUGUCAAAUUCAAUUUAACCAAGAUGAGAUGCUGUUUAAGAUUCCUAAAAGUUUCUGGGCUUUUCAUCUUUGUAGUUGUAUGCUCUAUUUUAUUUAGCAUUCACCCUGAAAAUGGAGCACCUUGGCAGAUGCUGGCUGUGUCACCUAUGGACGUCUACACUAUGAACUUCAGCAAUAUUCGUGAUUCUGCCCUUCUAAAGGUAGAACUGGCAGGGCCCUUUGUGGCAGAUGUGGCUGGUCGGCAACCAGAGGAUUACGUUGUAGUUCAGAUAGGACAAGUAGAAGACUCUGGUCCAAGAAGGAGACGUCAGCAGCAGAUCUUAUACAAUUGGACCCUGCCUUUAAAUCUGAGAAAAAAUGAACAAGUUAUUGUGUCACGAACUUUUGAGAUGUUAAGCAGCAGUAAAGAAACAUCCAUAAGUAUUCAAGCUUUUUUCCAGGAAUUGGAAACCGUUCCUCUUUCCAUGACUCAUCAAUAUCUUCAUGCAAAUGUAGAGGCUCAAGUCACAAUUGCUUCAGUCAUUUUAGCAGGUGUUUAUGUGCUCAUCAUAUUUGAGAUUGUUCACAGGACAUUAGCGGCGAUGCUGGGCUCCCUGGCUGCCUUAGCUGCCCUUGCUGUGAUUGGUGAUAAGCCGAGCCUGGUCAAAGUAGUGGCAUGGAUUGAUUAUGAAACUCUGGCGCUUUUGUUCGGAAUGAUGCUUUUAGUUGCCAUCUUUUCUGAAACUGGAUUUUUUGAUUAUUGUGCAGUAAAGGCUUACAGACUCUCUCGAGGCAAAGUGUGGGCCAUGAUUAUCAUUCUCUGUCUUAUUGCUGCGAUACUCUCAGCCUUCUUGGACAACGUUACUACAAUGCUCCUCUUUACCCCAGUCACCAUAAGGUUAUGUGAGGUGCUUAACCUAGAUCCCAGGCAUGUCCUGAUUGCCGAAGUAAUCUUCACAAACAUUGGAGGGGCCUCUACAGCUAUUGGGGACCCACCCAAUGUGAUUAUUGUUUCAAAGCAGGAGCUCAGGAACGAGGGAGUGGACUUUGCAGGAUUUACAGGGCACAUGUUUGUUGGGAUUUGCCUCGUGCUUCUUGUCUCCAUUCCUUUCCUAAGACUUCUCUACUGGAACAAAAAGCUAUACAACAAAGAGCCAAGUGAAAUUGUUGAGCUGAAACAUGAAAUCCACGUUUGGAGACUGACAGCACAGAGGAUUAACCCUGCCAGCAGAGAAGAAACAGCUGUAAAGUGCCUCCUAAUGCAAAAAGUUCUUACUCUGGAGAUUUUGCUGAGGAAAAAGCUGAAAACAUUCCACAGACAAAUCUCACAAGAAGAUAAAAACUGGGAAACAAAUAUCCAGGAGCUCCAAAAAAAGCACAGAAUAACAGACAAGGUGCUUCUCAUCAAAUGCCUGACUGUUUUGGGAGUUGUUAUCCUCAUGUUCUUCCUCAAUUCGUUUGUUCCAGGGAUUCACCUGGACCUUGGGUGGAUUGCUAUGCUGGGAGCAAUAUGGCUUCUCGUGUUAGCCAACAUUCAGGAUUUUGAGAUGAUUCUGAGUAGAGUGGAAUGGGCAACACUCCUUUUCUUUGCAGCACUGUUUGUUUUAAUGGAGGCUUUGGCUCACCUUCAUUUAAUAGAAUACAUUGGAGAACAGACAGCUUUAUUAAUAAAGGUGGUCCCUGAAGACCAACGCUUGACAGUUGCAAUCAUUUUAGUGCUCUGGGUCUCUGCCCUGGCAUCAUCCCUCAUUGAUAAUAUUCCAUUCACUGCUACAAUGAUUCCUGUACUUCUCAACCUCAGUCAGGAUCCUGAUGUGAACCUACCUGUGAAGCCCCUAAUCUUUUCACUGGCUAUGGGUGCCUGUCUUGGAGGUAAUGGGACAUUGAUCGGAGCAUCUGCAAAUGUUGUUUGUGCAGGAAUUGCAGAGCAACAUGGCUAUGGCUUCUCUUUCAUGGAAUUUUUCAGGUUGGGUUUUCCCAUGAUGAUUAUGAGCUGCAUCAUUGGAAUGUGCUAUCUCCUUGUUGCUCACGUUGUAUUGGGUUGGACCUAAGAAUGUAUAUAUUGAUUAUAUAUACUGAAGACCAAAAGACAUUUUUCAUUCUUUUCCAGCCUCUGUUGCAUUAUUACAAGGCUGUAUGAAAACAAAAAGCUUUUAUUUGGGGGGCGGGGGGAGUGGAAUCAUUCAUGCUGCUACUCCUGUCCAGCUUUCUGUUAUGAACAUGGGAAUUCAUCUGAUGCCUAUAUGGAAUUUCUCCACUUGGAAAUGAUGCCCACAUUCAUUUCAGUUGAGAGAACCAAUUUCUGUGCACAUUAUUUUUUUUUUGUGUGUGUGUGUGUGUGUGUGUGUGAAUUGCCUACCUCUGCUGAAAUAUUGACAGGGACCAUUGUGAAUGCAAGAGAGAUAUGUGCUCAUAUCUAAUGCACAGGAAGCUCUGGGCCACAGCUGUAUUUAAUAACUGGCAGCUAAACAGCUGAGACACAAAAUCAAAAACAUCUCAUAAUACACAUUUUGAUGGGCUGUACCAUUUUAGAUUAAAGGUGGAAGAAUUGUGUGAAUGCCUAAAAGAAUAGAAGCUAGUGUGUCAAGAGAAAAAGCGAAGAGUUAGAUCCUUACUUAUUAGUUUUAUAUAUGAAGAAGCAUUCAAAUGUGAAUCCCCCCCUGCAGUCUAAAAUUGUAUAGCAGAGGAAAAAAAUGCACCAUAUGACCCAUUAGAUAAUGUGCGUCAUUGUGGGCUUAUGUUCUUUGACCAGCUUAUAGAGCAGAAUAUUGUGAUUUAAGAUGCACAAAUGGUCUUAUGGUGGAACCAAAUUUCUUUAGGUUCACUUUUCAGCUCGAAAGUAGUGAUUUUGCUGAGGAUGAGUCCUCCCAGAUCUUUAAUCCUAUUAUUAUUAUUAUUAUUAUUAUUAUUAUUAUUAUUAUGAGAAGCUUGCCUGAUACUCCUCAGAGGUCCUUUGCUUUGCUCCCACUUCAGUGGACUUUUUAAGGAAACAACUCCUGGUAGGAUUCAACAGAGUUGUUUCAUGUGCAGAACAAUGUCAGCUCAUGCAAUGAGAUUCCAGCCCCUCCUUCCUCCCAUGCCUUCUAAAUCUGUUCUGGAGAGUUAGGGGAACCCCCCAGAACAGUUUUAAGGGGUGAACAGGAGGAGUAGAAGGGGGAAAGUGCCAUUGCAUGAGUGGAUCUUGUUCUCCAUGCACAUAAACCACUUGAGUUCCCCCCAGUUUCAUUCUUACUUGAGACCACACAAUGGGCACAAUGACAUCAGAAUACCAGGUAGUUAAUCAGAUUUGACUAUUUGCUGUAACCAAUAAUAGUAUUAAAUAAAGACAAUUAAAUAAAGACAAUUAUCGCCCAAGAAGGUAGAACCCCAAACCAGUAGGUUCAAAUGAAGAGGAUAUUGUUACUAAACUUUUUUUAAAAAAAACCAGAGUCUCUGUUAGUAUGAGUUCUUUGGAUACUGGAACAGACUUCCUCAGAAAAUGGUACACUUGGCUCCAUUGUAAGUUUUUAAGCAGUGGUUUUAACAAUGAGAUUUGAACAUAUGUCCUGCAUCAGCAGAUGGUUGGACCUUUGCUGUCCUGUCCAACUCUGUGAGUCUUUGAAAAUGAACACUUUUACAGCCCCUUAGCAAUGAUUCACCAGAAACUGCAGAAAGAGGGAGACUUCUUUCAAUUCCGAUAAUGAUCCUUGUGAAAGUGGUGUCCCUUUUUAGCUCAGCCCUAAUUAAUAUCCAAAUAAAUGCUUUUUGAGAUAUGAGUAUUCACAAGGGACUAUAUUUUUAUCCUAAAAUUAUGUUUGCUAUGGUCUGCAUGUACUCACAGAUGAAAAUCUCACUUGCUAUGUUCAGUAGUUUUUCUUUUGGUUGUCAAUUUGCCUGUCGAUAUAUUCUCUAAUUGUAUGAAAGCACCUGAUAUUCAGCCAGUGUUUGCUUUAGUAGAUAAGUAAAUAGGCAAACUGCAUAAUGAAUGAUACAUCAUUGUCUGUGUUUUAAAAUAAACACAUCCAAAGGAAGAUUUGGAGUGGAAACAAUAAUCCCUUUUAAUCUGCCUCAUGGUUAUCUGCAACUAAGUAUUUUCAUGGGAAAUAUUAUCAUUCGACACUUAGACGGGUUUAUAUAAAUUAAAUGAGGAUAAAUUAGUCUGUUAGGUAAAUUUCAGAACUGUUUACCUGUGUGGGGGAUACAGUGAUUUCAGUAUUUUUGGUAGUAGUCAAGGAUAUGUACAUACUUGCUUUUGGUGUUGCUAAUCAGUGCUGUUGAAGAACAGCAGUAGGGCAGAAUCAUUUCCCACUAUCUGAGUGCAAUCUUAUGGGUAAUGUGAUUGCAAAUAUAGAACCAGGGCAGCUAUAGAGAGAAUGAGUGCAUCUGGAAUAAAAGAACAUCUUCUUGUAAGUACUUCCCAAUAUUUGGAAAAGCUUGUCAUCUCCUUUUCUAACUGCCACAAUUCAAAGAAGGAGUAAGCUGCCAAUCCUGAGAUAAGCUGCUGUUCUUUUUUGUAAUACCACAAUAAAACAGUAUUCAGCAUGUGUAGUUUUGUCCUACAUACACCUAGUCCUCCUUUGGACUGUGCCCAGAGGCUUUUAAACAGCUGUAUGAUAGGGAGAAAUCGAGGGGACGCAGGUGGCGCUGUGGUCCAAACCGCUGAGCCUCUUGGACUUGCCAAGUGGAAGGUCAGCACUUCAA
Messenger RNA from Podarcis raffonei (Aeolian wall lizard), 5211 nucleotides. RefSeq names its product OCA2 melanosomal transmembrane protein (gene OCA2). The record is from RefSeq and is a predicted model, not a curated record. Gene Ontology annotation, cellular component: melanosome membrane. Lineage: Eukaryota; Metazoa; Chordata; Lepidosauria; Squamata; Lacertidae. The coding region runs from base 27 to 2582 and encodes 851 amino acids. Gene Ontology annotation, biological process: melanocyte differentiation; melanin biosynthetic process; transmembrane transport. The transcript is spliced from 23 exons.